Messenger RNA from Penicillium arizonense, 435 nucleotides. RefSeq lists its product as uncharacterized. Bases 1 to 435 code for a protein of 144 amino acids. The record is from RefSeq and is a predicted model, not a curated record. The transcript has 3 exons. NCBI's taxonomy places the organism in Eukaryota, Fungi, Ascomycota, Eurotiomycetes, Eurotiales, Aspergillaceae.
AUGUAUCAACAAGGCCAAGAGAGCUCCCCACUGGCCUGCAUACACCUUAAGGACGAAUUGACCACCUCGCCCUUGAUUCUUUCCUCCGGUCAGUCAAACAUUUGGAACAUGCCUCAUGGAAACGGCACCCUCACAUGCGACAAAGGGCAAAUCCUAGGUCAAUUCGAAGUCGAAGGAGCCCAAUACAUUUUCGUGGGCAAGCUGAGCACCUUCACCCAGUCUUUCUCUGUUACCAGUGCCGAUGUCUCCCUCGAGUCAGUCGAUCAGCUACAGCUACAGCCCGAAGACUUUGAAGAAAUACCCAUUGAGAAGGAUUGUUUCCAGCUCCGACUCAUGAAUGGGGUUGCGAUCACCGGCGGCUUUGAUAUGCCCUUUACCGAGGCGGAAGUGAAAAAGGGGGUUGCUGGAGGGGUUGGAAAAUGGAUGAAGCUGUGA